Messenger RNA from Xyrauchen texanus (razorback sucker), 2119 nucleotides. It is a transcript of the gene cops4, whose product is annotated as COP9 constitutive photomorphogenic homolog subunit 4 (Arabidopsis). Gene Ontology annotation, cellular component: COP9 signalosome; cytosol. Bases 15 to 1235 code for a protein of 406 amino acids. The transcript is spliced from 10 exons. Lineage: Eukaryota; Metazoa; Chordata; Actinopteri; Cypriniformes; Catostomidae. The record is from RefSeq and is a predicted model, not a curated record.
GUGUGCAGAGGAAAAUGGCGACCGGCGUGAGGCAGGAGCUAGCACAGCUUAUGAACUCAAGUGGAUCUCAUAAAGAUCUAGCGGGGAAAUAUCGUCAAAUAUUAGAAAAGGCUCUUCAGUUUAUCGAGGCAGAACAACUUGAGGCCCUGAAAGCAUUUGUUGAAGCCAUGGUCAAUGAGAAUGUGAGCCUAGUGAUUUCCAGACAGCUGUUGACAGACUUUUGCACACACCUUCUGAACCUACCAGAUGGCACAGCAAAAGCUGUUUGCCACUUCACCCUGGAGAAGAUUCAGCCCAGAGUUAUCUCAUUUGAAGAACAGGUGGCGUCAAUCAGACAGCAUCUAGCCACAAUCUAUGAGAAAGAGGAGGACUGGCGGAAUGCCGCCCAAGUGCUUGUGGGUAUCCCUCUGGAGACGGGUCAAAAACAGUACAACGUGGAUUAUAAGUUGGACACCUACCUGAAAAUUGCCCGUCUGUAUUUGGAGGAUGAUGACCCCAUUCAAGCGGAGGCCUACAUCAAUCGCGCCUCUUUACUGCAGAAUGAAUCCACCAAUGAACAGUUGCAGAUUCACUACAAGGUCUGCUACGCCAGAGUUCUAGACUAUCGGAGGAAAUUCAUUGAAGCAGCUCAGCGCUACAACGAGCUUUCUUACAAAUCCAUUGUCCAUGAGACUGAACGGCUGGAGGCACUGAAGCAUGCUCUUCAUUGCACUAUACUGGCCUCUGCAGGUCAGCAGCGCUCUCGUAUGUUGGCUACACUGUUUAAGGAUGAGCGCUGUCAGCAGCUGGCUGCAUAUGGCAUCCUGGAGAAGAUGUACCUGGAUCGCAUCAUAAGAGGAAACCAGCUGCAGGAGUUUGCUGCAAUGCUAAUGCCACACCAGAAAGCCACAACAGCAGAUGGUUCAAGCAUCCUAGACCGAGCAGUUAUUGAGCACAACCUGCUGUCUGCUAGCAAACUGUACAAUAACAUCACUUUUGAAGAGUUGGGAGCACUUUUGGAGAUCCCCCCUGCAAAGGCAGAAAAGAUCGCCUCACAAAUGAUUACAGAGGGUCGCAUGAAUGGGUUCAUUGACCAGAUAGACGGCAUUGUCCAUUUUGAAACGCGAGAGCCACUGCCCACAUGGGACAAGCAGAUUCAAUCGCUGUGCUUCCAAGUGAACAACCUGCUGGAAAAGAUCACUCAGGCAGCACCAGAAUGGACAGCACAAGCUAUCGAGGCCCAGAUGACCCAAUAAAUACCCCUGAUACCUUCUGUCUACACACUUUACUCCAAAACCUUGCCCUUUCCCUUGGUCAAAAUUAGGGGCACUAUAAAACUGCUACUGAUUUCAGCAUUGAUUCAGUUUAACCUGGCACAUUUAUGCUAAUGUCACUAUUAAUGGGAAAUUUCACCCAAAAAUGAAAUUUCUGUCAUAAUUUACUCACACUCAUGCCAUCCCAGAUGUGUAUGACUUAUAUUCUUCUGCAGAACACAAACUAAGAUUUUUAGAAGAAUAUCUCAGCUCUGUAGGUCCAAACAAUGCAAGUGAAUGGUUAUCAGAAACUUGAAGUUCCAAAAAGCACAUUAAGGAAUAAUAAAAGUAAUUAAUACGACUCCAGUGGUUUAAUCCAUGUCUUCAGAAGUGAUAUGAUAAGUGUGGAUGAGACAGAUCAAUAUUUAAGUCUGUUUUUACCAUAAAUUCUCCUUCCUGCCCAGUAGGUGGCAAUAUGCACAAAGAAUGUGAAUUGUCAAAAACAAAAGAAGAAUGUGUAAGUGAAGGUUUAUAGUAAGGUUUGUACUGAUCUGUUUCUCACCCACACCACAUCUGCUUCUGAAGACAUGGAUUAAACCACUGGAGUCAUAUGGAUUACUUUUAUGAUUCCUUAAUGUGCUUUUUGGAACUUUACGUUUCUGAUAACCAUUCACUUCAUUGUAUGGACCUACAGAGCUGAGAUAUUCUUCUAAAGAUCUUUGUGUUCAGCAGAAGAAAGUCAUACACAUCUGAGAUGGCAUUAGGUUGAGUAUUUUCAUUUUUAGGUGAACUAUCCCUUUAAGGUUGACCGUCUGCGUUGUGAGGUUAAUAUUUUCAGAGACUUAAUCUGCAAGCAUCUCAUGCUUAAUAAACUUUGCGAAAAUCUA